Messenger RNA from Diceros bicornis minor, 855 nucleotides. RefSeq names its product ermin (gene ERMN). Lineage: Eukaryota; Metazoa; Chordata; Mammalia; Perissodactyla; Rhinocerotidae. The coding region runs from base 1 to 855 and encodes 284 amino acids. Gene Ontology annotation, biological process: regulation of cell shape; morphogenesis of a branching structure; actin filament organization. The record is from RefSeq and is a predicted model, not a curated record. The transcript has 3 exons. Gene Ontology annotation, molecular function: actin filament binding. Gene Ontology annotation, cellular component: internode region of axon; paranode region of axon; neuronal cell body.
AUGACAGACGUUCCAGUGACUUUCAGUCAGGUUGAGUGUAAUGGGGAUACACUACCUGAAAAAGGUCAACAACCAAUCACUAAAAUCAACGAAGAAGCCAAUGAUGUGGAUGGCACCCUACCAUACUGUAGGGUAGAACCCAGUCUUGAAGAUUUACCCACAGAAGGAAAUCAGAAGAAGAGUGAAAAAUUACAAAGGAACAUGCUGCGCAACUGGUCCAUGGAUGAGAAGAUUCUAAAAGAAAAACCAGAGGAGACUCUCUUUAUUGUUCACAAGGCUAUCACAGAUCUUUCUCUCCAAGAAACAAGUGUUGAUGAAAUGACGUUCAGAGAAGGGCAUCAGUGGGAGAAGGUUCAUCUGAGCAGCGGUAACCAGGAAAUAAGCAGACCAAAGGAAAGGAUUGCUGAACAACCUCUAGAAGAGAGAGAAGAUGAGGAUAGGAAGAACAAAACUCAGCAGGCAGCUGAAAUUGAAUGGCUGGGAUUUCAGAAACCUUGCCAAGUUGAUGUGUUUCAUUCUAAACAUGACGAGGAACAAGAUGUUUGGGAUGAAGAAAUUAACAACACUGAUGAUGAUGAUUGCAAUGAUGACAAAGAUGAAGUUCGAGUGAUAGAAUUUAAGAAAAAAAAUGAAGAGGGUUCUCAAUUACAAGAGGAAGCCGAUGUAAGUGAGGACUCCCCACUGAGCAACCCCAGUUCCCAACCUGAGACACCUGAUGAGCAGCCACCCUUUGGGAAGAAGAGUGAUAUCUCCAGAAAUGCUUAUUCAAGGUACAAUACAAUAUCCUAUCGGAAAAUCAGGAAGGGGAACACCAAGCAAAGAAUUGAUGAAUUCGAGUCUAUGAUGCAUUUAUAA